Erinaceus europaeus (western European hedgehog) is the source of this 674-nucleotide messenger RNA. RefSeq lists its product as uncharacterized. The record is from RefSeq and is a predicted model, not a curated record. The coding region runs from base 79 to 600 and encodes 173 amino acids. The transcript is spliced from 3 exons. Lineage: Eukaryota; Metazoa; Chordata; Mammalia; Eulipotyphla; Erinaceidae.
AGCCCCACGCUGCCCCACCCGACCCUUUCCUCCGGCCACUGGAAACCCCACCGCUCGCCAGCCCGCGGUCACACCCCCAUGCCCUUGUCCCGCAGGGGAAGGAGACCCCGCCUGGCCGCCUCCCCAGUGGCGAGCAGUAGCCUCCCGCGAGCGGCUGCGCACCCCCUGAGGCGUGUCGGCCGCGGAACCCCAUUGCUGAGCCAUGAGCUACGCCUCACCCGGCGGCGCCAUUCCUCCGAGAAGAUCCCAACCGGGCCGGAGCCUCACGCUGACUUCCGCCCAGGAAAGGGGCUGCAAGAGCGCGCCGCAGGGGACGCCACGGACGCGGGGGAGCCUCUGCGUGCCGGAAUGGAUUCUCAGUACAGGUUACCAAGUCAGGAAGGAAUAGUAGUUCCUUGUGCUUCUGACAAUGACUCAGGAAGUGUGGAUUUGCAGCUGAGCAAUUUAGAGAACAUUCAAAGAGAUGCAAGUAACCUUGAACUUACAGGUGAAGAGGGGAAGGGGCAGAACAAAAAGAGAAGGGGCAAGGGAAAGACUUGGACAUUUCUGACAUGUCUGGAUUCCUUCCGGAACUCGCCACAGAGAGCUUCACAGAGCUGAUCUAUCAGUACCCCCUCAGCGAAGUCAUCUGUGAGAGGCUGAUCCACUCCAUCCAGGCGGUUUUUAAUGCUGAG